Messenger RNA from Malaya genurostris, 1191 nucleotides. Its product is annotated as probable alpha-aspartyl dipeptidase. The transcript is spliced from 3 exons. NCBI's taxonomy places the organism in Eukaryota, Metazoa, Arthropoda, Insecta, Diptera, Culicidae. The record is from RefSeq and is a predicted model, not a curated record. Gene Ontology annotation, molecular function: serine-type peptidase activity. Gene Ontology annotation, biological process: proteolysis. Bases 260 to 1003 code for a protein of 247 amino acids.
AUAUAUCUGAAUCCUUACAGAUUGAUGGGGAUUAAAAUAAAUCUAGGGAGAUGACAUUGACGGUGCAAUCAACGAUAACAAUGUAUUGAAUACUUAUUGUCUGAAAAUGUGAAAAACAUCACCUGUACUAUCAAUGUAUUCCGUGAAAGAAGUCAGUUUGGUCCAUUUAUAUUGAUGGUGUUUUACUUGGGUUAAUUGCGCCACUCCGUUCUAAAGGACUUUAUGCAGAAGAGUUUUGUCCACCGACGCCGUUGAUUCUAUGAACACCUAUUCUAUGGUCAAAAUGAGUCAACGCCAGCUCUUCCUGAUGUCCUCGUCAGCUGUCCAUGGCUACGAGUACUUGCAGCAUGCUCAGAGCGAUAUAAGCUCGUUUCUGAAAAAAAACAACGUGAGUAAAGUGUUGUUUAUACCCUACGCUCUUACCAAUCACGACAGCUAUACGGAGAAGGUAGGCAAGGUGCUCAAACGGUGGGGCUUCGAGUGUGAGGGAAUCCAUAGCAGUCCGAACCCGGUACGAGCGGUGAACGAAGCCCAAGCAAUAUACAUCGGUGGUGGCAAUACGUUUCUGUUGUUGAAAACCUUGUACGAUCAGGGACUGGUCGAGCUCAUUCGCAUCCGGGUGCUGAAUCAUGCCGUUCCAUAUGUGGGCAGUUCUGCCGGGACAAAUGUGGCCACUAGGAGCAUUCAUACCACCAACGACAUGCCGAUCGUUUAUCCACCCAGUUUCAGUGCGUUGGCAUUGGUGCCGUUCAACAUCAAUCCACACUACCUGGAUCCGGAAGUGGGUGGAACGCAUAAGGGUGAAACCCGCGAGGAAAGGUUAAUUCAGUUCCAUGAGCUCAACGAUGCUCCCGUGCUGGGAUUACGCGAAGGGUCAACGCUGUUGGUGGAUGGGGAAAAAGCGACCCUGAUUGGAACGCGUCCGGCUCGACUUUUCUACCGUGGAAGCGAACCCGAAGAGUUCGAAGUCGGAGCGGAUUUGAGUUUUCUGCUGAAGGGUUGAGAAGGAAAUACGGAAGUGUUAUGUUUCUAAUCGUUUCAACUGAUUACUUCUAUUACUUCUUUCGAAAAUGAAAUGUAUAUUUACUGGUACAACUAAUGUAAUUUGUAUUGAAUUAUAUAUUGUCUGUUAAGAGUCACCAAAAUGCAAUCAAAUAAACGAUUUCCAACUGUUCUAAGUUUAACAAUAGA